UUUUUCCUUUUUCCUUUCUUCUUUCUUCUCUUCACUGGCGCUCCUCUUUCACUCUUCAAGCAAUGAUUGUUUUUCAUCGGGCAUUUCGUCGAUAAUGUUGUUCAGUCGUUCUUCUCCCUAUCUCCUUGCUUAGUCAAGGGUUCGCCGCCGUUUAAUAUUUUGGUUUUGAUUCGGGUCGAUCCACUACUUGAGUUGAUCGUGGUAGAGGUUAUUACCGUCGUGCUUGUGGGCCGGUAUUAAACCGGUUCAUAGCUUAUAAAGGCGACCUAAAUUUGAGACGGAGCACAGAGAGUGGAGAAGAGAUAUUGAAAUGGCGGGUAGGGUUUUAUUUUCAGCUUCAGGAAGAUCACGUAGGCUCAAUAUUCUUCUCGCUAAUUCACUCAUUUCCGUCCCAGAUAAGUCCCUUCUCAAAACCAGCUUGGGUAAUGUUAUAUGCAAGGCUUUUGCUCCACAACAGGCGUUUGCUCCAACCUAUGACAUAAAGAGGUUUCUGCUCGAGGGGCAUGGCUGGAUUCAUUCAGCUCCAUUUCCAAAUGCUUCUGAAAAAGCUGGUGGGAUGUUCGACCAUUCUGAGAGAGGUGCUAGCACCAAUGAUGCUUGUAGUGGUAACCUUAAGGUGAAGAGGAAGAAACUGAAGGGUAAACGUGCUGUAGUAAGGUGGUUGAAAUUCUUCAGGUGGAAGAAGAAGAAAGAUUAUGAAAGAAUGACAGCUGAAGAAAAAAUUCUUUACAAACUUGGAAAGGCUCGAAAGAAAGAAGAAAGACUUGUGACAGCUUUAAAUAAGAUUGAGCCAGCUGAAUCAUCGGAAACAACCCAUGAUCCAGAAAUAUUGACUCCGGAAGAGCACUUUUUCUUUUUGAAGAUGGGAAUCAAGUGCAAAAAUUAUGUGCCAGUUGGAAGACGAGGAAUUUACCAGGGUGUAAUUUUGAACAUGCACCUUCAUUGGAAGAAGCAUCAGACUUUGAAGGUGGUUGUUAAGACAUUCUCACCGGAGGAAGUCAAGGAGAUUGCUGCUGAGCUUGCAAGAUUAACCGGUGGAAUUGUGCUUGACAUUCAUGAAGAUAAUACAAUAAUUAUGUACAGAGGGAAGAAUUAUUCUCAGCCGCCGACAGAGAUUAUGUCACCUCGGGUCACUCUUUCUAGAAAGAAGGCUCUGGAUAAAUCCAAAUACAGAGAUGGUCUUAGAGCCGUCAGGAAGUAUAUCCCAAAGCUCGAGCAGGACCUUGAGUUGCUACGUGCUCAAGCUGCGAAUAACCCCGACCCUAUGCAACAUGUGCCAAACACUGAUAAUCACAAUGCGAAUUCUGGGAAGGUUUCAAGCAUUCAACAUGAAGGGUCAAAUAAAUUGAAAGAAAUUUUGGAUGAGAGCAAGGAACUUUCUGAAAAUGAAUCCAAAACAGAUUUGCUUAUGGCUUCAGAUUCUGAGGACUUGUCAGAUAUUUUCGAGACCGAGUCCGACACUGAGACAGAGGAGAGAGAACAGCCGCUUUUCUUGGAUGAAUUUGACAAAUUUCCAAAAGAGAGUGACGGGGAACCUGAAGAUUUUGAGGAGCACCUGCGCCAAAUACCUAUGGGCUCAAAAGUUCCCACAACAUCUGAGGAAGAUGUUAACUCACCCAAUUUUGAUGAGGUAGAUCGGAUAUUUCUUCGUGCUGCUUCACUCCUAAAGAAAAAGAGGAGAUAGGUGGAUUCAUGAUUAAUGUAAUCCUCAAAAUAGCUUGGUAGAUGUUUAUUUACUCUUACUUCCUUAGAGAGUCCUUAUGCAUGGAGUAAGUUGCAGUACUUCCCGAGAAUCAUUGUAGUGAUGCUCAAGUUUCCGGUAACUUCCCUAUCAAGUAUCCAUAAAACUUCCUUGUGCACACAUUUUUCUAGAAGACAGAAGGUGUAAAAUUAUGUCAAAUUGCUCAACCUCGAGUUUCUCGUCGGAAUUGUAUACCUAUUGUCCAUGC
Messenger RNA from Hibiscus syriacus, 1949 nucleotides. RefSeq lists its product as uncharacterized. NCBI's taxonomy places the organism in Eukaryota, Viridiplantae, Streptophyta, Magnoliopsida, Malvales, Malvaceae. Bases 311 to 1684 code for a protein of 457 amino acids. The record is from RefSeq and is a predicted model, not a curated record. The transcript has 5 exons. Gene Ontology annotation, molecular function: RNA binding.